Molecule: messenger RNA, 1897 nt
Organism: Bactrocera tryoni
Lineage: Eukaryota; Metazoa; Arthropoda; Insecta; Diptera; Tephritidae
Product: odorant receptor 7a-like
Exons: 4
Coding region: 428-1672 (414 amino acids)
Biological process (GO): detection of chemical stimulus involved in sensory perception of smell; sensory perception of smell
Cellular component (GO): plasma membrane
Molecular function (GO): olfactory receptor activity; odorant binding
Source: RefSeq, a predicted model, not a curated record
UUCUUUUAACCGAAAUGCUUUCGUCAUGAUCAAUCCCUUUGUCUGAAGGACAUAGCGAAUGACAAAAGACAAAAAUCUAAGGCUAUACAAAUUUUUACCACGAAUGAGUAUGAACAAAAUUAGCAAGGUCCGGAAUCGAAGUCGACCGUGUCAAAUCUCCGCCGCGUUAAGCAAUUCAUUACCUGUACCUUUUCAAAUAUGAGGCAAAAUUUCAUAUUUAUGCAAAUAUUUCUCAUUGUGCAUCACCUCUCACCAACUAUCUGCCGUUCUCUAUGCUCCCACACCCUUUACAUAAACUUGAAAACUUUUGAAGUUACUACUAAUUUAUUCUAGAAGAUAUUUCAUUAGUAAUGAUGUGCAUUUGCUAUAAAUAGUUUGCAUUCAAAGGUCCGGUUAUCCUUUCAAAUUUAAGAAUUCGCCAAAAAUUAUGGCCAACGCACCAUCCAGUACUGUCCAGUUGGAAGCAGGCAUUACAACGCUACGCCGAGCAGCAGAGACGAUGGAUAAGCCAGCAGUACGCACCGUACAAGCAACCAAAUAUCUUUUCAAAGGUUUUCGCGUGCUGGGCAUUUACAUGCCUGAACGUCGUAAAUGGCUUUACUUACUAUACUCACUCAUACCGAAUACUCUGGUCACUAUUUGGUUGCCGCUAUCGUUCGUCUUCAGUUAUGCUACCAUGUCCACUGAAGAUUUGGUGCCAAGCAGCUUGCUCACGUCCAUUCAAGUGGCCAUAAACGUGAUUGGCUGUUCGGUAAAAAUAGUGGUCAUGGCUUUUCUGCUGCCAAAAUUGCGCACCGCAAACGUUUAUAUGAAUCGUUUGGAUGCGCGCUGUUGCGUUGAAGAAGAAAUCGCUGAGCUGCGAAAAAUUGUACAACAGGGUAAUCGUUUCGUUGUACUCUUCGCCAUGUCAUACUGGAGUUAUGCGUCGAGCACGUUCCUCGGCUCGGUAAUUUUUGGACGACCGCCUUAUGCUUUGUACAAUCCCAUUAUUGACUGGCGCAAGUCAAAGCUGGCGUUCAUAACAGCAUCGCUCAUGGAAUUCGCACUCAUGGAUGUCGCCUGCUUUCAACAGGUUGUAGACGACUCUUAUGCCGUAAUUUAUGUAUGCAUACUGCGUACGCAUAUGCGUAUUUUAUUGAUGCGCCUCAAAAGGUUGGCCACCAGUGCCGAAACGAUUUUGGAGGAAAAUUUGGAAGAAUUGAAGCUUUGUAUAAUUGAUCAUAAGAACCUGUUAGGGCUCUACGACGUUGUUGCGCCCAUAAUUUCCGUUACAAUCUUUAUACAAUUCAUGAUCACCGCUAGCAUACUGAGCGCCACGCUCAUCAACAUCUUCAUAUUCGCCGAUCAGCUGUCGGCGCAAAUCGCAUGCUGUUUCUACAUACUGGCGGUAGUUGUUGAGAUAUUUCCGCUAUGCUACUAUGCGCAGUGUCUCAUGGACGACAGCGAACGCCUGUCGCAACAGAUAUUUCACUCCAAUUGGAUUGCACAGGAUGUACGCUUUAGAAAAAUGCUGGUUUUCUUUAUGCAGCGCACGCAGCGUGUUAUGGAACUCAAUGCGGGCAAAAUAUUCCCAAUAACGCUGGGCAGUUUUCUUAAUAUCGCAAAGUUCUCUUUCUCAUUGUACACGCUGAUCAAGAAAAUGGGCAUAAGAGAGCGAUUGGGACUGGAGUAAAGCCGCCAAAGUAUUAAUUGUUGUAUGUAUAAUUUUAAAAACAACAAAUAAAAAUACUUUUAUUUAUCUAAUAUUAUUAUAGUUCGGCAUUUCGUCUUUCGCUGUGGGGUUUUAUAAUUUUUCAGGGCACUUUAGCAUUUAAAACCAGAAAACUCAUUACAGAUUGAAGCUAGAUUUUCAAAGCCUCCGGGUAUACAUAUAUUGCCAAACAGUGUUAACCAUUAA